Ceratosolen solmsi marchali is the source of this 3134-nucleotide messenger RNA. RefSeq names its product armadillo (gene arm). Bases 382 to 2805 code for a protein of 807 amino acids. Gene Ontology annotation, molecular function: cadherin binding. The transcript has 11 exons. Gene Ontology annotation, biological process: cell adhesion. The record is from RefSeq and is a predicted model, not a curated record. Lineage: Eukaryota; Metazoa; Arthropoda; Insecta; Hymenoptera; Agaonidae.
GAAGGAGCGCGAGAGUAAAAGAUACUCGGCAAUCUCUUCUACUGCAUUUACGUGCGUGCGCAUGUGAAUGUGUCCGCGCUACGAAGUGUGGGUGAUUUGCACACUCAUAUAACGAAGCGAGUCGCGAAUUGUGGUCGGCCAAGGCAUCGAGGUUCCCCAGUAGUUGGUUCGGUCGCGUCGUCGCGUUCUUAAUAGAUAUUAUCCGUCAUCUUUGGGAUUCUCGCGCGAGCUGCGAGACAAAGUGAGAGUGGGGGAGAGCGGAGUCGUGGAGACGCGCGUCGAAGACGAGCCGCUACUCAAGGCUCGAUCCUCUGGCGUUGCUUGCCAAGUUACUGCUGCCCCUGAAGGAAGCGAACGGUGCUGUUAAGUCACGACGAAGACAUGAGCUAUCAAUCCAGGCCAAUGUCGCACGGCAACUACCAACAAGGUCCACCGGAUCUGCCCAUGUGCUCGACCAAGGAGCAGACGCUCAUGUGGCAGCAAAAUUCCUACAUGGGUGAUUCAGGAAUCCACUCUGGAGCAGCUACUCAAGCUCCCUCGCUCUCUGGCAAAGAGGAUGAGGAGAUCGAAAGCGACCAUCAGCUCAUGUUCGAUCUUGAUCAAGGCUUCGCACAAGGGUUCACGCAGGAUCAGGUUGAUGAGAUGAAUCAGCAGCUGAGCCAUACGCGCUCGCAGCGUGUGCGCGCUGCUAUGUUUCCGGAAACCCUGGAGGAGGGUAUCGAGAUCCCAUCGACUCAAUUUGAUCCAGCACAGCCAACGGCGGUGCAGCGUCUCUCCGAGCCUAGCCAAAUGCUCAAACAUGCCGUGGUUAACCUGAUUAAUUAUCAGGAUGACGCUGACCUGGCCACAAGAGCCAUACCUGAGUUAAUUAAGUUGUUGAACGACGAGGACCAGGUGGUCGUGUCCCAGGCAGCGAUGAUGGUACAUCAGCUCUCGAAGAAGGAGGCUUCCCGGCACGCAAUCAUGAACAGUGCCCAGAUGGUAUUGGCAUUGGUCAGGGCAAUUUCCAACAGUGAAGAUCUCGAAUCGACCAAAGCUGCCGUUGGCACCUUGCACAAUUUGUCGCACCAUCGACAAGGUCUCUUGGCAAUAUUCAAGAGCGGUGGAAUCCCCGCUCUUGUAAAACUUCUGAGCUCCAACAUCGAAUCAGUGCUCUUCUAUGCGAUUACAACACUGCAUAAUUUGCUGCUGCACCAGGACGGCUCUAAGACAGCGGUGCGCUUAGCUGGGGGUUUGCAGCGCAUGGUGAUAUUGUUGCAGCGAAACAAUGUAAAGUUUUUGGCCAUAGUAACUGAUUGCCUACAGAUUCUCGCAUACGGGAAUCAGGAGAGCAAAUUGAUCAUUUUGGCCUCGCAAGGACCGGCAGAGCUCGUGCGCAUCAUGAGAUCUUAUGACUAUGAGAAGCUGCUGUGGACUACAUCUAGAGUACUCAAAGUACUGUCAGUAUGCGUGAGUAACAAACCUUCGAUCGUUGACGCCGGUGGUAUGCAGGCAUUGGCGAUGCAUCUCGGUAAUGCAAGUCAGAGACUCGUACAAAAUUGUCUCUGGACACUCAGAAAUCUAUCUGACGCUGGUACAAAGGUUGAUGGACUCGAAGGUUUACUUCAAAGCCUUGUGCAAGUACUUGCCUCGACCGACGUUAAUGUUGUUACGUGCGCUGCUGGAAUCCUCUCAAAUUUGACCUGCAAUAAUCAGCGUAACAAGGUGACUGUUUGCCAAGUUGGAGGUGUUGACGCGCUGGUGCGCACAAUUGUAAAUGCUGGUGAUCGCGAAGAGAUAACAGAGCCGGCAGUUUGUGCUUUACGUCACCUGACGUCGCGGCACGUCGAAGCGGAAAUGGCACAAAAUUCAGUGCGUAUAAAUUACGGAAUCCAAGUGAUUGUGAAGCUGCUCCAGCCACCUUCCCGUUGGCCCCUUGUUAAAGCUGUCAUAGGCCUCAUUAGGAACCUUGCCUUGUGCCCAGCAAACUACGCUCCGUUACGGGAACAUGGUGCUAUUCAUCAUUUAGUGCGACUUUUAACACGAGCUUAUCUUGACACAGAAAGGCAACGUUCUUCAGUGGCUAACGCUGGAAGUCAAGCGGCUCCAGGAGCAUACGCAGAUGGUGUACGUAUGGAAGAAAUUGUUGAAGGCACUGUUGGUGCACUUCAUAUUCUUGCUAGAGAAUCUCAUAAUAGAACUAUCAUUCGAUCACAAAAUGUUAUUACAACUUUCGUUCAGCUAUUGUACAAUGAGAUCGAGAACAUUCAGCGCGUGGCUGCUGGUGUGCUCUGUGAGCUUGCUGCAGACAAGGAAGGCGCGGAGAUGAUCGAACAAGACGGGGCGACGGCUCCGCUCACUGAUCUGUUGCAUUCGCGUAACGAAGGUGUGGCCACUUAUGCCGCAGCGGUCCUCUUCCGCAUGAGCGAGGAUAAGCCCCAGGACUACAAGAAGCGGCUCUCUGUCGAGCUGACGAAUUCACUGUUGCGUGAAGAUACCAACCUUUGGAAUAACACCGAUUUCGGCAUGGGUCCGGAUCUACAGGACAUGCUCGGUGCUGAUCAGACUUAUGACGGUAUGUAUGGACAAGGACCUCCUAGUAUACAUAGCAGCCACGGAGGCCGUAUAUACCAGCCCCAAGGUUAUGACCAGAUACCAGUAGAUUCCAUGCAGGGACUAGAAAUAGGUGGUGGUUCGACGUAUGGAGCGAUGGACACCAUGGACGUGGCACACGAAGGUGAUCUAAGUUUCGACCAUUUGGAAGAGCUCCCUGCGCCACCUCAGGAUAGUUCGGUCGCGGCCGCUUGGUACGACACGGACCUUUAGAAAUUAUCCUUUCGUUCAAGUAAAGCAUCAAAACAGGAAAACAUUUAUAUUUUUUAACAUAUUUAUCAAAAAAAAAAAAAGUAAAAACAAAUAUUUUAGCAGUAUGCUGAAUUAGGAAUCUUACUGCUUUCUCAUCGCUAUAAUUUGCUGCUUCCUUCAAUGGAAUAUGUCAGGCGUGAAAAUUUAAGUACGAACAGUGUUCGCUAUGAUUAUUAUAACUAGGCUUAAUGAUAAAAGUUCGUAAUGGAGAUAAAUUGUCAAGUACUUUAAGGCUGACACUUUUUGUUAUUUUAUACUUUUACAGUGGUUGAGGCAUUUGCAGAAAUGAU